AUGGCAUCACCCGCGGCUUCCGCGCUGCCGGUGACCGCAGACGCGGCAGACGACGCGGCCGCAGUGCUGCUUCGUAUCGACAGCUCCUCACUGCACUCACUAGAUGCUCCAGACGUGUGCGUGUCGCUUUACAACGAUCCACGCGUGUGCCUGGACAUGGCAGCAGACCUGACGCUCGUGCUGGGUCUUGAGCGCACCGUCUACACCACGCGCCUCGAAGAAGAAGAAGGAGACGCGAUGACCAGCACCAAACUCUCGUCUCUGUACUUCCUCGUCGACGCAGAGACCGUCCAUCUCGAGGAGCACGAGCACGUGGUCGACGUCACGUGGCUCGACUGCGAGCGCUUCUGCGUGGGCUACACCACAGGCAUCGUGCGGCUCUUCACCCGCUCUGGCACGCUCGUGUUUGAGCAGCAGUUGCACAGUGCAGCAUUGCACAAGGUGAGUGUGAACAGAGACGUGGCGACCAUGGCGCCGCGACGCGCGUUGCCAUCCAGUCAAGUCAGGAACGAGACAGAGGCCGCCGAGUUGUGGGUCUUGUAUGCCGACUCCACUGUCGUGAUUCUCCAGAUCUCGGAGGUCCUCGCCACGCUGUGUGCCGGAGGAGUUGGAUCCGCUCAGAAGUUCCGAAAGUACUCGCUGCGAGGCCAGACAGACGUCAUGACUGCAGUUCCGUGUGGACCUGUAAGACCCACGAUCUUCCAGUCGCACGCUCGUCUUGGUGUCUGCACGAUCAUGAGUGCUGGCUCAGCGCCGUUUCUCUCGUUCUACCAGGCAGGUAGUGACCAGAACUCGGUCAUUCACUUGGCGCAAAUUGCGACAGCUAUUGCGUCCAAAGCUGCGGGAGCCGUGUGGCACUUUGCUACGACGUGGGGAUGGAGACGAGGCACGGAAAGCGCAUUGAGUCGUGAAGACGGGCAGCAACCGACAUAUGCUUCGCUAGGUGCAGGCGCGAUUGAUAGUGCAGUGGAGCACGUGCCGACUCAACUUGGCUCGACUCGAUCGAUUGACGACGAUGAACGGCGGCGGUGUCGAGUCCUAGUUUUGAGUCCUACGGGCAAAUUAGCGGCUGUUUCAGACACGCUUGGACGUGUUUUACUGAUUGAUACUGCUCGAAUGGUUGUAGUGCGGAUGUGGAAAGGGUAUCGAAACGGACAGUGUGGCUGGAUGCAGGGCUUGGAAGGUGCUCGUCGCCCGCUUGGAUUGUAUUUGGUCAUUUACUCUGCUCAACGAGGCAUCGUCGAAGUAUGGCGUGCACGAUACGGUCCCCGAGUUUUCAGCCUUGCAGUGGGUAACUGCGCCAAGCUCUUCACGCAGUUUGAUCCUACCACAAGAAGGACAAAGUGUUAUGUUUUGACGAAAACGAGCGGCAAUGUGUCUGAAGUUAUCGAGCUGAAACCUGGGCUACCGAAUGCAUCGACUUUGAUGAAGUAUUUCACGCAAAACAAACUUCAAGAGGAGCAAUUCCUGUUGCACCAAGUGAUUGGCAGUCUUCGUGCGUUUGUGAAGAAAAAGAGCAUUAAUACACUCGACCACGAUACGCUGAACCCACUACUAGCAGACAUGCGUAGUUUUUCUGCGUUGACGACAAUCCAGACACUUCUAGAUGUCUUGCUGAAGGCUGGUAUGGCAUUGCUCGAUGCCGCCUUCUUGCUAAAGGCACUGGAGAAUUUACAGCUGGUACGGUAG
This is a messenger RNA of Peronospora matthiolae, 1689 nucleotides long. NCBI's taxonomy places the organism in Eukaryota, Oomycota, Peronosporomycetes, Peronosporales, Peronosporaceae. The record is from the annotation of a GenBank genome assembly.